AUGGCUUCCAUCAUGUCGCCGCACGACAAUUUGUUGGGCGAGGGUCAUGGCUAUGCCAUCGCAACGCUGCUCGUAGCUGCGCCGGCGCUGUCGAUGACCUUUGGCUCGAUGGCCGUGCGCCUCGGCGUGCCCUCAGACAUUGUGCAAGCACGUUUCCAAAACUUGUCGGCUGGGCUCCUGAUUGGUGCGUUGCUCGCGGAGAUUUACCCAAUGCUGCACGAUCGCCUCAUCGGUGAAGACGGUGCAAAGCAUGUGGAGGUCUCGAACUGCCUGUCGGCUUUGGUAGGCUUCUUGCUGGCCCUUGGAGUGAUGUACGGCCUCCAUUCGCUCGAGCACUCCCAAAGCCCUGUUGAGGCUGUUGAGGAGGUUCUGCACAAGGCCAGCACUGCCGAGUUGGAGGACGCGGAAGCUCCCGCUUCGCCUGGGAGCGUGGCUGUGCAGCGCAUGGCGACUGCACAGAUCGCCAAGUUGCGUACUGGGGGUUCCAAUCUGGAUGUUGCCAUAAGUGCACUCAGUAAAAUCCAGAAGGACGAGGGUGACAUCGACGUGGACAGUCUCGACGAGCAUCUGCACCUCAUGGAUUUUGCGAUUGAUUGCAUGCGCCGGACCUGCCAUGGCGUCGAUGUCCUCACUGGGACGGCUACUCAGGAGGCCCGUGCGAAGAUUGCAGAGCUCGUGCAGGACGUCGAGGCAUUGCAGGGGAUGAGUCCGCGCAAGGUUGGUGCGAUGGAUUGGCAGCUCCAGCGUGCAAGCGCAAGCGUGAGGCGGCUGCAUGCGCAAACGACUCCAGGGUCGUUUCGCCGAUGGGCCCUGCGUCGCACAGCAUCUCAAGCCUCACAACUUUGUGAGGAGCACGGCAGCUUGCCCGGAUUGCCCUGGGGCCUCGUUUUUGCCGUCGCCAUUGAUGCAGCUGUGGAUGGCAUGCUGAUCGGUCUGUCGACUUCCACGUCUGUUGGUGCAGGGAUGCUCAUGGCCAUCGCCACUGUCAUUGAGAUGGGGUUCCUUGGCUACAGCUUCGCCUGCACGCUCAUGUCAGGCGUGAAGCAAGCGAAGCGAAGCCCUGGUGUCCUUGUGCCUUUGCUUGCGCUCCCUCCGCUGUGCCUUGCUGGCUUCGGUGUUGGGGCCUAUGCCAUCGGCGCGGCCCUGCAGCAGUGUUUUGUCUUCACCGGCCUUGUCAGCUUCUCUUUAGUCGCAGUGCUCUUCCUCGUGAUCCAGGAGCUGCUCCUAGAAGCGGCAGAGAAGAAUCAGGAUGAGAAUUGGAAUGUGAGUAUUUUCAUUUACGUCGGGCUUUUCAUCAGCUUCGGCUUGGAGGUUGUGCUUUGA
Symbiodinium natans is the source of this 1323-nucleotide messenger RNA. The record is from the annotation of a GenBank genome assembly. Lineage: Eukaryota; Dinophyceae; Suessiales; Symbiodiniaceae.